Parastagonospora nodorum SN15 is the source of this 240-nucleotide messenger RNA. RefSeq lists its product as hypothetical. The transcript is spliced from 2 exons. Lineage: Eukaryota; Fungi; Ascomycota; Dothideomycetes; Pleosporales; Phaeosphaeriaceae. Bases 1 to 240 code for a protein of 79 amino acids. The record is from RefSeq and is a predicted model, not a curated record.
AUGAAGCUUUCCCUCGUCCUUGCAGCAGCCUUUGCCACUCUAGGCCUCAGCGCUCCAGACGGAAUCAAACGCUCCGCCUCUGGGCUCGAGAUCAUCCAGGGCAAAGCCCUUCUGGAGGCGCGCCAGCGGGCCUGCUUCCAGAAUCCAGGCACGGGUUGCCGCACGUUUAACAACGGUAAUGCUUGCUGCUGUUGGGAUUGCACGGAGGCGCAGUGCAAUUCAAUUUGUGGGGGGCUCUGA